AUGGGCCAGUGCGAACACGUGGAGAAGGUGCAACCGCUGACUUUUGAGGAAGAGUCCAGGAAGCUCACCGGUCGGGCAAAGGCCCGAAGUUUUCCUUUCCAUGGUGGAUCAGUAAAGGUGGGCGACUACUCAGGCGGCACAUGCGCCUUCUUCCUGGAAGAGGUCAGCAACGUGCCAUCCCUGGGCUCGCAGCCAAAUAUGUGCGGCGGAGUCAGCAGACAUCCAACAGUAGUGGUGUGGGCUGAAGCUGCCGGAAAGCCUCUUGGGCAGGUUGCAGAGUGGCCAAGCAAAACCUGUUUGCAUCCUGCUUGGUUUUCUGCUCGCAGUUUGGGGUUUCAGUUCAGUGCCCAGACAGCAUCUGCAAGCCUAUGCGUGGAGAUCCGAGAUGCAAGCUCUGUGCUUGGUUCCUUGCGUUUGCCGAUGAAGGAUCUCCUUCUGCACCAGAAGAUUGCACGACCCGUGGAGACCAUGCAACCAGGAAUGAGUCCUACGGUCUCGUUCCAGAUCUUGGACUGCAAAGAAGUCUUACAGCCACGGACAGUGUAUUUGGUGAGGCAUGGUGAAAGCCAAUGGAACAAAGCACAAGGCAAGCUGGACAUCCAUGGAAUGGUGCGAACUACGGACCAUUCCUUGUCUUCAAAGGGUCGCGAUCAGGCAGAGUCUUUGAGCCGCCGAAUGCAAUCAGAGCUCAACAAUGAGCUGGCUGGCGCAACUCCAAAUCUCAGCGUGAGUUCCAUGUUACGUCCCGGCAUCAUCAUGGCAUCUCCUCUUGGACGCGCACUGCAAACUGCAGUGAUUGCCUACGGACCAAUUCUUGCCAAGGCUUCGGACCAUCAGAGGGAGUUGAUUCUUGCUCCGAAUGCCAAGGAGAAGCAGAAUCUUGGCGGCUUAGAUACCCAUUGUACCAAGAUUGGUCAGGAGAUCCUGCAAGGAUGCCGGGAGGAGCUUCAAAGCAUAUAUUCUGGCACGGGCAAGGAAAAAAUGAUUGAAGCAUGUUUCGACCAAUUUCAGUUCGACCUUGAAGAGGUCGGAGACAGAUGGUGGCCCCAGGGCCAGUCUGAGUCUACAAAGCAGCUGCAGGCUCGUCUGGAAGAGUUUAUGUACCAACUCCUGUUUGCGUCCGACGAGUCCGUCGUGGUCUUUGGGCACUCGCUUUUCUUUCAGCAGUUGAUGCGCAAGUACUUCAACGAUUCCUACAGGCAAAAUGAGUUGGCUCAGCGCUUGAGCUUUGGAAAACUGCCAAAUUGUGGUGUUGUUCGCCUUGACUUGGAUCCAUCAAAAAUGCUGGAUGGGCCUUUCCUCAAGGCUGAACUUAUUCUGGGCACAGAGCUGUCUGCAGAAGGUGGAAACUGCGCUUUGACAUGUUGCGCCGCGGGGCACGACACCGCGAGCGAAUUCAGGGCAGAUGAGAUCCUUGCGAUGCCAGUGGAGAGCACCAUUGCGAACUUGCCUGUGGUCUCUGGUGCCAGCGAGGCACAGAAGGACGAGAAGAAGGAACAACCUGCUGAACCUCAGUCGGAACCAGCGAAGCCGGAACCACCGGGAGAACCAGCAAUGCUAGAAACAGGCCAGGCCAGUCCGGAACCAGCCAAGCUGGAACCGGACGCCAAUACUCGAUCCAACAAAGGAAGACAGGUCAAGAAGUGCUGUCCAUUAUGA
This is a messenger RNA of Cladocopium goreaui, 1659 nucleotides long. Lineage: Eukaryota; Dinophyceae; Suessiales; Symbiodiniaceae. The record is from the annotation of a GenBank genome assembly.